Molecule: messenger RNA, 1304 nt
Organism: Impatiens glandulifera
Lineage: Eukaryota; Viridiplantae; Streptophyta; Magnoliopsida; Ericales; Balsaminaceae
Product: metacaspase-1-like
Exons: 4
Coding region: 76-1107 (343 amino acids)
Biological process (GO): proteolysis
Molecular function (GO): cysteine-type endopeptidase activity
Source: RefSeq, a predicted model, not a curated record
UUCCUCUCCUCCAAUCUGUUCUUAAACUAGAUCUGUUCUCAAUCAAUCAAUCCAUCCAUCCAGAUCGAUUCGAUCAUGUGGAUAGGUUAUUGCUCAACCUGCCAAAAAGAGUUACAGGUUCCUCCAGGCCUUCCCUGCGUACAAUGCGCAUCCUGUCAUUCCGUCGUUGAGGUAGCACCCGAUCCUCGUAUUACCAAUCCUCCUCCUCCUCAGUUGCCGACGCCGCGGCCUCCUGUUCAACAACAGGGAUCCAAGAGAGCCGUUAUCUGUGGUAUUACAUAUAACGACACUUCGGUUACACUCGAAGGUUGUAUCAAUGAUGCCAAGAACAUGAAAUACUUCUUGCUCAACCGUUUCAAUUUCCCAGAAUCCUCCAUUCUCAUGCUUUCCGAGGAAGAAACAGAUCCAAACAGAGUACCGACAAGAAGGAACAUAAUAUCAGCACUCCAAUGGCUGGUAAAAGAUUGUAAGGCUGGAGAUUCAUUAGUGUUUCAUUAUUCGGGGCAUGGUUUCUCUCUGGAGGAUAAAAAUGGAGAUGAGGUAGAUGGAUUUGACGAGACAUUGGUUCCUUUAGACUACGAGACCGAAGGAAUGAUCGUGGACGAUGAUAUAAACGAAUUGAUCGUGAAACCGAUACCGAUUGGAGUAAAACUUCACGCCAUUAUAGAUUCUUGCCACAGCGGGACAGUUCUUGAUCUGCCAUUCUUAUGUAGGAUGGACAGGACGGGACGAUAUACAUGGGAGGAUCAUAGACCUCCGUCAAAGAUCUGGAAAGGAACUAAAGGAGGGGAAGUUAUUUGCAUUAGUGGCUGCGACGAUGAUCAAUCUUCAAUGGAUACAUCAGUUCUUUCUAAGGAAGCUAGUACUGGUGCAAUGACAUUUUCGUUCAUUCAAGCUAUUGAAAAUGGACAGGGGACGACAUACGCUAAUCUUUUGUAUUCGAUGCGAUCCAUAAUUCAAUCUGCUGGUAGUGAUAUGAAGCUCAGGCGUAGGGAUAAGCUUAGGAAUCUUAUUCUUACAGGGGAGAAGAAGUUUAGGAUCAGACAGGAGCCACAAUUGACUGCUAAUGAGCCAAGUGAUUUGUAUCACAAGUCGUUCUCUUUGUGACCGGAUCAGACUUCAUCCAGAGAAAGACAGAUUUUAAGUUUAUUUUGUCUUUCUUUUUGUUUUAUUUAAUUUUUCUUUUCAAUAUUAAUGUCUUGCUCAAUGCCUAAAAGUUGUUGACAUUCUGGUUAAUUUGUCACAUGAUUAAAUUUGAUACAUGUUUGUAUACCUUAAUUUAUUUCUCUUUUUAAGUUUCACCU